Molecule: messenger RNA, 1465 nt
Organism: Harpegnathos saltator (Jerdon's jumping ant)
Lineage: Eukaryota; Metazoa; Arthropoda; Insecta; Hymenoptera; Formicidae
Product: lanC-like protein 1
Exons: 10
Coding region: 60-1388 (442 amino acids)
Biological process (GO): carbohydrate metabolic process; peptide modification
Cellular component (GO): plasma membrane
Source: RefSeq, a predicted model, not a curated record
GUCGCUUCAGAGCGAUGUUGAUUGGUUACUGCCGUAUCGUGCACACAUUCAGAUAGGUGAUGAGUCUACACAGAACUCUAACAAAGACCUGGUGGACGAGGCUAAAGGCAAUAAGAAAAAUCAGCUUGAAUCAAUUCACGAAUUGGAGCAUUAUGGAUUCUAAUAGAUACUAUAGGAAUCAGUUUGACGACUAUGCCAGUUCAGCCCAUCUUAAUAUAGUCGUGAAUGACAGCAGUAUGAUCCAUGAUGCAUUUAAAUCAGUAUUAACCGCAGAAACUAAAAGACUGAUGGAGAUAUUGGAAGAAAAUGAAAGGAUGUGGCUUAGCAGAGAUGAUUAUUCUAUAUAUACCGGAUCAGCAGGAAUUGCAUAUACAUUUUAUCAUUAUGGAAAAUAUUUCAAUGAUGUAGCAUACAUCAAAAAAGCUACAGAAUUAUUAGAAAGAUGCGUUACAAAAUUUAAAAGCAGACAUGAAAUCACAUUUCUGACUGGAGUUGUAGGACCCUUGGCAUUAACAGCAGUAAUAUUACAUUCACAACAUAAAGAAGAGGAAGCUAAGCAAUUGAUCCUUAAGCUGAAAUCCUUAGCCACUUAUGUUAUAGAAAAGCAUGAUGCUAGCAGUAGUGAUUUACCAGAUGAGUUGCUAUAUGGAAGAGCUGGAUAUCUAAGUGGUUUGCUCCUUGUAAAUGCAAAUGUAUCACCACCUCCUAUAGAACCUGACAUCAUCAAGCAGGUUGCUACUUCCAUAAUUAAUUCUGGGAGAUAUUAUGCUACCUCAAAUCAUUGUCAGUCACCUUUGAUGUACUCUUGGCAUCAAACAGAAUAUCUUGGUGCUGCUCAUGGAUUGGCAGGCAUCCUCUACUUACUAUUACAGGCACGACAGUACUUGACACAGGCACAAAUUAAUAGUUACGUAAAACCAUCACUCUAUUACCUUCAACGAUUACAAUUUCCUUCUGGGAACUUUCCCUCUUCCAUGGAGAGUCAUUCUGACAAGUUGGUGCAUUGGUGUCAUGGAGCACCUGGAAUGUCAUCAUUGUUUUGUUUAGCCCAUAAGAUAUUUGAGGAUAAUAGCUUCCUUGAUACUGCAGUACGUUGUGCAGAGGUAAUAUGGCAAAGAGGAUUGCUAACCAAAGGUUACAGCAUCUGUCAUGGUGUUUCUGGAAAUGCUUAUGCCUUUCUUCAUCUGUUCCAACAUACACAGGACAUCAAGUAUUUAUAUCGAGCCUGUAGAUUUGCUGAAUGGUGUUUCCAUUAUGGAACGCAUCAGUGUCGAGCUCCUGACAGACCUUUCUCUUUAUUUGAAGGUUUAGCUGGUGUUAUUUACUUCUUAGUAGAUAUGCAGCAACCGCAUAUGGCUAAGUUUCCAUCAUACGAUAUCUGCCCCUAAGAUUAUAUUUGAAGUAUAUGUACAAGAAUACUUGAGAAAAGUCUUUAAAAGGGCUGAUUAAAUUGAAUUAUGUCAUA